Molecule: messenger RNA, 3939 nt
Organism: Erinaceus europaeus (western European hedgehog)
Lineage: Eukaryota; Metazoa; Chordata; Mammalia; Eulipotyphla; Erinaceidae
Gene: SLC4A11
Product: solute carrier family 4 member 11
Exons: 19
Coding region: 957-3578 (873 amino acids)
Biological process (GO): monoatomic ion homeostasis; monoatomic anion transport; transmembrane transport
Cellular component (GO): basolateral plasma membrane; plasma membrane
Molecular function (GO): solute:inorganic anion antiporter activity
Source: RefSeq, a predicted model, not a curated record
UCACAUGGGCGGGGUGGGGGUCGGGAGGCCCCGGAGUGCCAGGGCUCCCCCUGUUUGCCCUCCCCUGUGGCGUGCCAGGAGCUCGAACUUGGCUCACGCACAGCAACGCAGACGGCCUCCGGGUAAGCUAUCUCGCCGGGCCCCACGCAAUGCUUUUACGACUUAGAGCUCUGCCAUCGUCUUCUGGAAAUUCUGAAGUUUGGGGACCGACCGAGGUGACCGGAGGCGGGAUGGGGAGCUCGCGGUGGGCGGGGCGCAGCUGCAGCGAGUCCCGGGCACCCCCAGAGCCAGCUCCAGGGAGCCGCGGGUGGCUCCAUCUCUCCCGAUGCCUCGGGGUUCCGGCGCUGCGGGGUCUCGGAGCUGCAGCCCCCCGAACCCCGGUGUGAGUGGGGCGGGUGCCAGCCACUCCCUUUCAGGCUCCCCUAGUCCUCACUCUCCGCCCCUGCCCUGGCCUCACUGCUCCAGUGCCAGCCUCACUGCUCCAGCCCCACGUUCUUUGGAAGCAACCUGGACUCCCACGCCUCCUCUUCCCUCCAUCCGCAUCAUGCACCCCAGCCCUCCCAGCCCGGAUCCCACAGCUCCUGCAGCUCGCUUCCUCGACAGCGAGGCGCAAACAGCCGAGCUCGGGCGGCGCGGGGAGCGCACAGCGCCCCCUCCUCCCCUGGUGACCAGUGGCCAGGCUCCGGGUCCGGGGCUGGGUGGGCCGGGAGGCGGCGGUUGCCUGGCCUGACCCUGGGCACGUGAGGCUGGGGCGACUGCACGUGUGUUGAUUGAGUCUGGAUUACCCCCUUGACUCAUCUGUGGAAAAGGGGGGACACAUAUUGGAGAAAAGACCUGGCAUCUGGGCUUGGCAGCGAGGCCAGGAGAGCCCGGGCCAGCAGAGCACCGUGCAGCCUUUACCGCAGGCUGUGGAGCGGGACUGGUCUCCCCAAAACAGCCCUGGAAACCGUGGUGACAUGUCACAGGCUGGAUUCUAUGAGGAAACAGGAGGCUACCUUAAGUGUGACAUGGAUGAUACCUCUGAAACCCGUGAAGAGAGCUUGGGGGAUGAGGUCUUCGACACAGUCAACUCCUCCAUUGUGUCUGCUGAGAGCAUCCGUUUUUUUGUCAAUGUCAACCUCGAGGUGCAGCCCAGCCAGGCAGCCGAGGGUGAAAACAUUGGAGGCUCGGGUCUCCUGCAUACCUCCAGGAAGUACUUGAAGUUGAAGAACUUUGAGGAAGAGAUCCGUGCACACCGUGACCUCGUUGGCUUCCUGGCCCGGGCCAGCAUCAUCCUGAACGAGACGGCCACCUCUCUGGAUGAUGUGCUUCGGGCCAUGCUGCACCGCCUCGCCCAGGACCCACACAACACCGAGCCCGACUGCAACUUGGACCAGCUCAUGGCCAUCCUCUUCACUGAUGCUGGGGCACCCAUGGAGGGGAAAGUCCACCUGCUCUCCGACAUCAUACAAGGGGUUACUGCCACGGUCACAGGAGUGCAGUACCAGCAGUCAUGGCUCUGCAUCAUCUGCACCUCCAAGGCUCUGCUGAAGCGGCAUGUGUGUAUCAGCCGCCUGGUCCGCCCGCAGAAUUGGGGGGAGAAUUCCUGCGAGGUGCGGUUUGUCAUCCUGGUGCUGACUCCACCCAAGAUGAAAAGCACUAAGACUGCGUCAGAGGUGGGGCGCACCUUCGCCACCAUGUUCUUGGACAUCAACUUCCGCCAGAAGCUCCUGAGAACCCGCACAGAGGAGGAAUUCAAGGAAGCCCUGGUACAUCAGCGACACCUGCUCACCAGGGCGUGCCAGUACCCACCCUUGGCAUCCAACAUGAGCACCACAUGCACCCACAGACACCCCCAGCCUCCAGGACCCAAGGACUUCUUCCCCGUGGGGAAGGGCAUUUGGGAGGACAUUGCCCGCAGGCUUCCCGUAUACCCGCUGGACUUCACUGACGGCAUCAUUGGGAAAAACAAGGCCGUGGGCAAAUACAUCACCACCACUCUGUUCCUCUACUUUGCCUGCCUCCUGCCCACCAUCGCUUUUGGGUCCCUCAAUGACGAGAACACAAAUGGGGUCAUCGACGUGCAGAAGUCCAUCAUCGGCCAGAGCAUCGGGGGCCUCCUGUACGCACUCUUCUCAGGGCAGCCGCUGGUGGUGCUGCUCACCACUGCACCCCUGGCUCUCUAUAUUCAAGGUGCGGUGAGCAGUGGGGUGGGGGCUCCCGGAGUUCCUGACCCCUUCUCGUCCCUGACUGCCCACCCUGUCCCACUGCCUGUAGUGAUUCGUGGCAUCUGUGAUGACUAUAAUCUGGACUUCAACUCCUUCUACGCGUGGACAGGCCUGUGGAACAGUUUUUUCCUUGCACUUUACGCCCUCUUCAACCUCAGCCUGGUCAUGAGUCUCUUCAAGAGAUCCACAGAAGAGAUCAUCGCCUUGUUUAUCUCUAUCACGUUUGUGCUGGAUGCUGUGAAGGGCAUGAUUAAAAUCUUUCAGAAGUACUACUAUGGGUACAGCUUAGAGCUCUUCCGUGUGGGAAGCACAUCCCUGGGGAACCUGUUGAGCCUCAACAGCAGCCUCCACACCGCCCUCAACAGCAGCCUCUCAGCUGGCCCACUGGAAGCCAAGCCUACCGCCAGCCAUCCUGAGACAGCCAUGCUCAGCCUCCUCAUCAUGCUAGGCACGCUCUGGCUGGGCUACACACUCUACCAGUUCAGGAAAAGCCCCUACCUGCACCACUACGUGCGUGAGAUCCUGUCGGACUGCGCCCUGCCCAUCGCAGUGCUCACCUUCUCCCUCAUCUCCUCCUAUGUUUUCUGGCAGAUCAAGACGAGCAAGUUCCGCUACAACCCCAGAGACAGCCUGUUUGUGAUGGCCAGGAUGGACUCACUGUCCCUGGUGGCCAUUGCCGGCGCCAUGGGUCUCGGCUUCCUGCUGUCCUUGCUCUUCUUCAUCGAGCAGAACCUGGUGGCUGGUUUGGCUAAUGCACCAGAGAACAGGCUGGUGAAGGGCACUGCCUACCACUGGGACCUCCUGCUCAUCGCCAUCAUCAACACUGGACUGUCUCUGUUCGGGCUGCCCUGGAUUCACGCUGCGUACCCCCACUCUCCAUUGCACGUCCGGGCCUUGGCUUUGGUGGAGGAGCGUGUGGAGAACGGGCACAUUUAUGAGACGAUUGUGCACGUGAAUGAGACGCGGCUGACCACCCUGGGCGCCAGCAUCCUGGUGGGCUUCUCCCUCCUGCUGCUGCCCUUCCCGCUGCAGUGCAUCCCCAAGCCCGUGCUCUACGGCCUCUUCCUCUACAUCGCGCUGACCUCCAUCGACGGCAACCAGCUGUCUGAGCGAGUGGCCCUGCUGCUCAAGGAGCAGACUUCGUACCCACCUACCCACUACAUCCGGAGAGUCCCCCAGAGGAAGAUCCACUACUUUACAGGCCUGCAGGUCCUGCAGCUGCUGCUGCUCUGUGCCUUUGGCAUGAGCCCCCUGCCCUACAUGAAGAUGAUCUUCCCCCUCAUCAUGAUUGUCAUGAUCCCUAUCCGAUACAACCUGCUGCCCCGAAUCAUUGAAUCCAAAUACUUGGACGCCAUGGAUGCUGAACACUGAGACCUUGGCCACACCCUUGUUCGCCUGUCCCUCCAGGUCUAGCACUGUGGCUGGAUGGGGAAGAGAUCUGGGUGUCUUUGGGGGGUGAUGCUCUGUGAUGCAGCCCCUCGCAGCUGUCUCAACAUGCCUAGGGUCUCUGGGCAUUGUGGAGGCUCGGCAGUAUGCGUCCCCCUCUCUCCUCGUAAGCCUUUAGUUUUGGGUUGAGAACACUGCUCGGGGCAGCUUCUGCCCAGGGUGGAAUUAAGCAGGAUGUGUAUUUUCUUUUGAUAAAAGAGUCUGAUACUUGAGAGAGAAACCAUUUCCUUGGUUGUAUAAGGAAUUGUGUGCACAUUAUAGAAUAAAGCUUGUUUCUAUGCUUCUA